AGGCACACUACAGCCAGCUGCUGAUAAGACAGGAUUCAGCAGAGUCAAAAUCAAACUCACUUCCAGGCUAUUAUAUAUACAGGAUACACCUUCACUAUCAAUAUACUAGUGUGACUAAGCCAGCAACAGCAACUAAAAGAGAGAUAACAGGUGGUAGGACUGCCAGACUGAUGGGGCAUGACUGAAAAGGGGUCUGAUGCAUCUAUAUUUAUUUGCUGGAAAUUGUAGUAAUACUGUUCAGUGCAGAAUGCAACCCAACCUCUAUGCUCUAGUCUAGUGGGUACUGUCAGAAGGAUAUAGCAGGGCGGUGGGUGGACAUCAUAUACACAGCCCCUUCCCAGGAACAGAAAACAGACGUUUGGAUAUAUUUACAGAAGCAACUAAAACUGACCUAUCAGAGGGUUUUGGCAUUGGAAUAUAAUUCGCUUUAGUUGCUAUGGAUUUAUUACCUUCAAAUACAUCAAUCGAAUUACUUAAACAUGUUAUACUCCAUGAUGCCAGCCCUGCUGCCACUGGGAACUGCUCAUCGCUCAACUACGACAGUGCCUAUCAUUUUGUUCUGAUUCCAAUACUGUACAUGAUAAUUUUUAUAGUAGGGAUUAUUGGAAACACCGUUGUAGUUGUAGGACUCACAUGCUGCCUUCAAGCAAAGUCUGUGGCCAAUAUUUACAUUGUGAACUUAGCUAUUGCAGACUUGUCUUUUCUCGCCACACUACCACUGUGGGCAGUGGAUAUGUCAGGGAAAUACAAAUGGAUCUUUGGUUCCACUAUGUGUAAAUUCUGUGGCACUAUGUCAUCAGUGAACAUGUAUGCCAGCAUUUUCCUGCUCACUUGCCUAAGCAUAGAUCGUUACUUUGGCAUUGUGUGUCCAAUGGAGUCCCUUAAAAACCGAACUAUUACCAAAGCAAAAAUGAUAACACUUAUUAUAUGGGUUUCUGCAUGUGCUAUGAGCACUCCAACAAUGUACUUCCGUCAGGCUUACUAUUCAAAUAACUUCCACCACACUGUCUGCACCAUGAAAUACCCGACAAACAGUAUGUUCUGGCCAAUAUUUGUAGAAUCAAUGAAGUAUGUAGUUGGCUUUGUGGUACCUUUUUGUAUUCAGGGAAUCUGUUAUUGGUUGAUAUAUAAAAUCAUUUUAGCAUCUAAUAGGGUGAAGAAGACAAAAAGUGAGAACAUCCUAAAGGUGGUGGUGUCAAUGGUGCUUGCUUUCCUCAUAUGCUGGCUGCCAUUUCACAUAUUCAACCUCCUCAAGUUGCUGGCACGAUUCCAAAUUAUUCAAAACUGCGCAGUAAUUCACACAAUUAAUGUUGUAAUACCGUUCACGGUUUGUAUCGCAUUUUCCAAUAGCUGUGUAAACCCUAUUCUUUACUGUUUUGCCAGCAAAAGAUUUCGAAACCAACUUAUAAAAGUCUUGAAACGUUCCCUAUAAGGCUUAAAAAUUGUGCAGCUUAUGAGCAUAGACUGAACCUUUUACUUGGCCAAAACAUUUAGUGACAAGAGCCUUGUCUAAUCUGAGCACAUGUGACACACAGGGUACAGAGGGCCGGAUUCACAGAUGGACGCAGAGCGCUCAGCAGCUGCGUCUGCGGAUGAAGCUGCUGUGCCAUGUUAUGCUAAUGCUGCAGCUGGUCUCUUGUGUAAAUAGACUCCUCCUGCAUGCUUCUGUCAUGCGCUGAUGUGUCCCAAGACAAAGCAUCAGAUCACUCUGCAUGAACAUUGGUCAUCUGAGUACUCCUCAGCUUAAUCAGGAUGGCUGGUGUUUUCCCGCAGCUGGUGCCAGUGAAGCAGUGGACUAGGCACGCCUUGAAAGCAGGGCGACAUGCCCGUUUUUGAGAGCGCUCCCAGUCUAGUCUAAGGGGGCACUGCAUUAGAUGCCGUAGGACUCAAUCUGUACAUGCGCAAUAUGGGUUCUGCGCAUGCGCAGUUCAGUAAACAUCAGAGGUGUACGUCUCACAUGGGAUUGGUCCAUCUUUGAAUUAGCCCCAGAGUGUGCUCAUGGCUUUAUCCAUUCCAGUGAUUUCUAGCCUGCAGGUUCACAAACAGUAGCUGUCCGACGUGCGUGCACAUUGCGGCUCAGACGCAUGCGCUGUUAGGACCUGAUUGCCUGUGGUGCGAAAAUGCACAGCAGCGAUCAGAUAUAAAUUACCUCCAUAGUGCAUAUCGCACCGUGCGUAUAGUCAUUGCGAUGCCGAUGCACGAUCCCACGGGAUCGGCAUCGCAAGGAAAAAUAGACUGUGCAGGCAGCCCAACAUUGACUAUAUCGGUGGGGCUGGGCUCCGGCCACAUCGAAUAGUCAAUGUCGGGCUGUACAGUGCAUUGCUCCGUGUGUACACGCCAUUAGAUUUGGGUGUGGUGUGUUCAAACUGAAAUCUAAAUUGCAGUGGAAAAAUAAAGCAGGCAGUAUUUACCCUGCACAGAAACACUAUAACCCACCCAAAUCUAACUCUCUCUGCACGUGUUAUAUCUGCCCCCCCUGCAGUGCACAUGGUUUUGCCCACUAGACGAAAAUGUUGUUUUGCAAUCAACCUUGAAUUAGGCCCUAUAUACAGUAUGAUGGAGUAGAUUUAUUGCUAAAAGUAACAAGUAAUAUAAAAGUGAAACAUAUAUUUUAAUUCUUAAAUCAGGCAUUACUUUUGUUUAAGCAAUAAAUAGUACAAAAGUAGUAUACAUUUAUUAGUACAGUUGUAAUACAGUACAUUGCGGAGUACUGUAGUAUUUGGCUAUUCCUUUUCAACAGUUCCUCUAGAAUGUAAGCUCUCAUGGGCAGGAUUGUCUGCCUUAUAUCUCAUGUCUGUCCACUCUGUUUUCCUUGUUUGUACCUAUCAUGUCUUAUGCCAAAUUGUUUCUGUAUGCUACUAUUCAGUAUGUGAUUGGUUCUGUUAAUUGCAUGCAAGCAUUUAUUAUACUGUUCUGUAACCAAUUACACAUUAUUAUGUUAUUGUUUUUCAUGUAAGUCAUAUCUGUAUGACAAU
Molecule: messenger RNA, 2975 nt
Organism: Pseudophryne corroboree (corroboree frog)
Lineage: Eukaryota; Metazoa; Chordata; Amphibia; Anura; Myobatrachidae
Product: type-1 angiotensin II receptor B-like
Exons: 2
Coding region: 437-1432 (331 amino acids)
Biological process (GO): calcium-mediated signaling; cell chemotaxis; positive regulation of cytosolic calcium ion concentration
Cellular component (GO): external side of plasma membrane; membrane
Molecular function (GO): C-C chemokine binding; C-C chemokine receptor activity; angiotensin type II receptor activity
Source: RefSeq, a predicted model, not a curated record